AUGGCAAUCCCCAGACGCACUCAUCAUCAUCGUCGUCGUGGUCGUGCUUGCCAUCGUCGGCCCAGCACUACGGACGGCACAUCAUCCAGCUCGACGUCCACAUCGGGUAGUAUCACAGCGACCAGCUCUGGUGGCCCCACGAAAUCCUCGAAGAAGUCGGGCAGUGUUUCGUCGUCCAUCACGUCGGACCCGACCAGCGUGACGUACUCGUUGGCAGCUUUUGCCAUUGGAGACUGGGGCACUACCGUCACGCAGGACUCAUGCUGCCAAAAAUCAGGGUAUACAGACUACGAUAUCAACGCCGAAGACGUUGUGGCCAGCGACAAAUUCGAUGGUGACAACAUCAAGACUCUUCCAUGGGUAAAUGUAUUGAACAACCACGACUACGGUGGAGCCGACUACAUUUGCUCGUCGGGUGACAACACCGCCAAGUGUUCGGAUGGCGACGAGCUGGUCGCGGCACUAAAUAAUAAAUUCUCGUGGCAAUCGGGAUACACCAGUCCCAAUGACGAUCGUUGGAUUCUAGAGGACCAUUUCUACGUCUACACUAUCGAGGACUCGGACGCCGGAGUAAGCAUUGAUAUCUUUAAUGUCGACUCGAACGAUGCUGACUCGCACGGAGCAUUAAAAACAUGCUGCCAGUGUUACGGGUACGCUGGAGAUGACGACGAUGCGUGUGAUAACGUUGCACGUGGUGACGACGCGUGCUGCGGCGGCGAUACAGACAUGUACGAUGCAUGCAAACAUUGCCAAUUCGACGGCAACGUGGAAAAUUGUCAAUAG
This is a messenger RNA of Phytophthora infestans T30-4, 783 nucleotides long. RefSeq lists its product as uncharacterized. Lineage: Eukaryota; Oomycota; Peronosporomycetes; Peronosporales; Peronosporaceae. Gene Ontology annotation, molecular function: ferrous iron binding; acid phosphatase activity; ferric iron binding. Bases 1 to 783 code for a protein of 260 amino acids. The record is from RefSeq and is a predicted model, not a curated record. The transcript is spliced from 4 exons.